AUGCAGGCGAUCGCGCAGGAGUACCUGGCGGCCUGCCAGCGGCAGCACCUCAAGCCCCUUGAGGGCUUCACCCAUUCACCCGAUCCGUCCUCGAUGGCGGUCGAUCUCGAGGGCGUUGCCCUGCACGAUAUUCGCGUUUUCGCCCUGGCCCUCAGUCGGGUGGGACUGGAUGCCCCGCGCCGGCCGAUUUCGGGGGGUUCGUCGUCCUUUCCCUCCCCUCCUGCUUCGUCCUCCAAAACAAAAAAAGGCCCUUUUCGCGCGAAAGGAGCCUCCUCGCGGCCUUAUCCUUUUUGUACGGUCUGCGGGGGGAAAGUGGCGGCGGGCUGCGCAUGUACAAGGGGGGCCCCGUCGCCACGGCGGGUCUUGACGGGGACCCUCGUGCGGAUUUCUCUGCGUGGGGGGGGCCGCCUUCCGGGGCUUCCGCAAGGGGCUUCCGCGACUUUGAUUCGCCCGCGAAGCGGCCGAGCCGACGGGCCUUUCGCGGGAGGGGUGAAAAACGCGAGCGAUCGAUUCCCGGCGCCUCGGCUUGGGCCGGCCGGGAUGACGUUGAAUCCUCCCACGCCGCGGCGCGUCCUGGCCGAGCUCGUGGAGGGGGUUCGCCACGUCGUCGACCUCAGCCGGGAUUCCCUCACCCAUUUCGAGUUCGCCGGAUUUCCCCUUGACGGGGUGCCGGAAGGGGCGGCGCGGUUGAUGCGUGCGCUGGUGAAGUGCCCCCAACUUCGCUCGCUUUCCUUACGGAGUUCUUCGCUUUCCGAGCGGGUUUUUUCGAUCUUGACGACAACCCCCUCCGCGCGGUUUUCCCGUCUGGCGGAGGUGUCGUUUGCGGGGUGUGGGUUGACGGACGCCUGCGCGCGGGGGCUGCGGGCGUUGGUUUGCCUCGGGCGGGAUGCCGCGGGGCUGGCGGACUGGAAGCGCUCCCUACGCGCCGCGGAAAGGGAUUAUAAUCGUUCCAACCACGUAAAUCAUUCCCCUCAUUCGCUCGAUUCGCCUCGGACGGGGCUUUCGUUGGCGAAGGGAGGGGGCCUGAUGCGAUUGGAGGUUUCGGAUAACCACUUGGGGGACCUCACGCUCCUGGGCUUGGCGGAGACCCUCCGGGGGGAUUCCACGCUGCGAUUUUUGGACUUCAGCCGAAACGCGGCCUCGCUGGCGGGGAUGCAGGCGUUCGUCCACACAGGGGUUUUGGAGGAUAGCGUCUUGGAGUCGGUGGAUUUAAGCCAUAACCUCGGGAUUCGGGAAUUUCGCAAGAAGGGAAUUGCCGGGAACGAGCGUGGCGGUGUGCCUCCGUUAUUGCAGUUUCGACAAACGUCGAAAACGAACUUUUUGCUUGUCCGUCAUGGCAUCGAGCAGUGUUUACUUCUUCGCCAACGGGGCGGGCGGGCCUCCGCGGGUCGGGAUGCCCGAUCUUCGCCGCCGCCCGUGCAGAUCAGCACUCCCACCACGGGAACUCUCCCGCGUGGUGGUGGGAGGGGGAUUCCGGCCUCCUCAAUCGAGCCUUUGGAUUCCAAUACUACCCCUCUUUGGGAACCCUCCGCGGCGGCUUCCGAAUUCUCCCCCAAACCCCCCUACUCACCGUGGCCUGAGGAUUCCACCCAUGGAUAUGUCUUACAUCCGCCUGCCUUUGCGCGUUCGAUCGCGGCGAAUUCACCGGGCACGGCGGCCGGGACUUUCAGAAAAGGGGCUUCUACCGCGGCCCCUCUUUCCUCCCCUCCGCCUUUUCCGCCCCGCCAUGAGGGCGGUGGGGGAGUCCCUCCCGGGAUGUCUGGGGCCUCGUUUCCGUGGGGCCUCGAACACGCCGGCUGCCAUCCUCCUCCUCCUCCUUCUUCUGCUUCGCAUUAUUCGCCCUAUGUUUUCAUGAUGCCUGUUAUGGCGAUGCCUCCUGGCGGCGUUGGCUGCCCUCGCUGCGGUUUAAUUCCAUCGCCCCGCGAAGAGCAACUUCCGCCUUAUCUUUACACGAAUCCGAAAUCCCCUGCUGGAUUUACCGAAUCCGCAGGAUCUUUCAAGGAUGAGAAGUUCGACCCUUCCAAUCGCGAAACGCACGUGGGGCUUCUGAAUUCCGCCCGUCUUUCAGGACUGGAUAAGAUGGUGCAAAGCUUGGUGGCGAAGUUAGACAGCAUCACCCCUCGGGAAAUUCGCUCCGGGUUUUCUGGUGAAUUAAAAGAAAAAGAUAUCCAUCCUAGAGAAGUAUCCUGCCCACGCGAGAACUCGCCGGAUCCCCCGAAAGAGAAGAACGGGCCCACGGACGAUGCCGAAGGCCCUAGGACGGCGAAUCCGAGCGGUGUCGUAUCCUUGGCCGAAUUUGCUUCCUCGAAUGGCGACGACAUCCAUCUCAAGGGCUCUUUGGAAAAUAAUCUUCAGCGUAUUUUAGAGUAUCUGACGCAUAGUAUGGAGUAUCAAGAGCUGCAGCUCUCAGAAAAGCUGGAGAAGUAUCACCAGCAAACCACCUCACGCCUUGAUGCCUUUCGUCGGGAUUUGGCGGAUAAGAUUUCGCACCUUUCCCAAGAUCAUCGCGCGAUGGAAGGCCAUCUUUUUCAUCAACUCGAGGAUCUGAAAGAAUCCUCGACGUGGAGUUUGGACAAGGAUGAGAAUGAGCUGUUGAGCGGGCUGAUGGGGCUUAUCCAGGCUGGAAUGGAACGUGUAAAGCGCCAGAUAAGCCUCCAUGACAGGGAAAAGCCGCGGAUAGGGGAGAUUACGAGCCUCGAUACCGCGGCGACGCCGGCUUUGCGAUACCUUCAGCAGAGUAAAAAAAUAGCAUUUAAUAUGGGGGGGGACGAUCGCCAAGGGGCGUUUUUGCGUGAGGUGAAUACCAGAUUGAAGACGUUGGGUUGGUAG
Phytomonas sp. Hart1 is the source of this 2829-nucleotide messenger RNA. NCBI's taxonomy places the organism in Eukaryota, Euglenozoa, Kinetoplastea, Trypanosomatida, Trypanosomatidae. The record is from the annotation of a GenBank genome assembly.